AUGAACCCCCCAUUGCCAUCAUUGACCUCUGUUUGGCACAACGCACCAUACGCAGCCAUAUCUCCGGAACGGCCCGAGCUGAGCGCCUUGGGCAAAACAGUGAUUAUCACUGGCGCGGGAAGUGGAAUUGGCCAGGCGACCGCAUUGGCCUUUGCUCGUGCUGGUGCCGCUAAGAUCGUUUUGAUUGGGCGCAACGAAGAGAAACUCCAAUCCACACAAAAGCAACUCGAUUGCCCGAGUUCUAUCCACGCAGCGAAUGUCACAAAUGAAGCAGCAAUUACUCAGGUUGCGACUUCUAUAGGCACAUGGGAUAUCAUGAUCUUGGCUGCAGGCCAUAUCUCUCCUAGGGUUCACAUGCGGGAAGCGUCGGUGACCGAGUGGUGGCAGAAUUUUGAGACUAAUGUCAAGGGAACCAUGAUUGCUGCCAAUGCAUUCCUUCCUACUGCCAACCAGACCCAUUCGGCUAUUGUUGCAUUUAGUGCCGGUGUCUUUUUCCCACCCGGAAGGUUGGCUGGUCUCUCGGGAUAUAUUAGCUCCAAGUUUACUUUGAUCAAGGUUAUGGAAUUUUUGGCUGCUGAGAACCCCAAUGUCUUUGCUGCUGCGUUGCAUCCGGGAAUGAUAGAGACCGAUAACUUCCGGGCUUCCGGGGCAGACCCUAGCAAGCUUCCUAUGGAUUCAGUCAAUCUUCCGGCUGAAUUCUUGGUGUGGCUCACGAGUCCCGAAGCCGCAUUUCUGAAUGGACGUUUUGCAAUGGCGAACUGGGAUGUGGAAGAACUCAAGACCAAAGCUGAUCAGAUCCAGUCUGGACAACUACUGACCUCGGGUGUUAACGGAUGGCCCUUUUCCCCUAUCUAG
This is a messenger RNA of Penicillium longicatenatum, 855 nucleotides long. RefSeq names its product SDR family NAD(P)-dependent oxidoreductase. The record is from RefSeq and is a predicted model, not a curated record. The transcript has 4 exons. Gene Ontology annotation, molecular function: oxidoreductase activity, acting on the CH-OH group of donors, NAD or NADP as acceptor. NCBI's taxonomy places the organism in Eukaryota, Fungi, Ascomycota, Eurotiomycetes, Eurotiales, Aspergillaceae. The coding region runs from base 1 to 855 and encodes 284 amino acids.